Molecule: messenger RNA, 2276 nt
Organism: Neogale vison (American mink)
Lineage: Eukaryota; Metazoa; Chordata; Mammalia; Carnivora; Mustelidae
Gene: CD55
Product: CD55 molecule (Cromer blood group)
Exons: 11
Coding region: 16-1341 (441 amino acids)
Source: RefSeq, a predicted model, not a curated record
CGGUCCCCGCGCGCCAUGUGCCUCCUCGGCGGGCUGAGCGCCCCGCCGCUGCUGCUGCUGCCGCUGCUGCCGCUGCUGCUGUGUCCGCCUACGGCGCAGGGUGACUGCAGCUUUCCCCCAGAGCUACCUAAUGCCAUACAAAGUGUGGGUGACCAACAGAGUUUUCCUGAAAAAUUCACAGUAACAUACAAAUGUAAAGAAGGCUUUGUAAAGGUUCCUGGCAAGGCAGACUCCGUGGUCUGUCUCAACAAUAAAUGGUCAGAGGUGGCAGAAUUUUGUAACCGUAGCUGUGAUGUUCCAACCAGGCUACAAUUUGCAUCUCUCAAAAAGUCUUUCACCAAACAGAAUUAUUUCCCAGUGGGUUCCGUUGUGGAAUAUGAAUGCCGACCUGGCUACCAAAGGGACCAUCUUCUCUCAGGAAAACUAACUUGCCUUCUGAAUUUUACAUGGUCCAAACCCGAUGAAUUUUGUAAAAGAAAAUCAUGUCCUAAUCCUGGAGAUUUAAGACAUGGUCAUGUCAACAUUCCAACUGACAUAUUGUAUGCUGCAGUUAUCCACUUCUCGUGUAACAAGGGGUACAGGUUAGUCGGUGCAGCUUCUAGUUACUGUUCCAUUGUAAAUGACGAUGUUGGCUGGAGUGAUCCAUUGCCUGAAUGCCAAGAAAUUUUUUGUCCGGAACCACCAAAAAUUAGCAAUGGAGUCAUUCUAGAUCAACAGAACACUUAUGUGUAUCAACAGGCUGUAAAAUAUGAGUGUAUAAAAGGCUUCACCCUGAUCGGAGAGAACUCUAUUUAUUGUACUGUUAAGGGUGACCAAGGAGAAUGGAGUGGCCCGCCGCCUGAAUGCAAAGGUUCUCAGAUUUCUACAGUCAUACCAGCAACAGAGACACCCACCACAGUAAGUGCUUCAGCUACAAAGCCCACAUCAGCUCCUCAGAAACCCACCACUGCAAAUGUUACAGGUACCAAAGUUACAUCAGCUCCUCAGAAACCCACCACAGGGAAUGUUCCAGGUACCGAAGCUACAUCAACUCCUCAGAAACCCACUACAGCGGAUGUUUCAGCAAAACAGAGUUCAGCUACUCCCAGGACAACCAGCGCACCUCAUGGAAGAGGGACCCUCUCUUCAGAUGCUGCCAUCAUUGCAGUUGGACUUGCUGGUACUGUAACUGGUACCCUAAUUCUAGUCAAAAUUUUCUGGCACCGUGGAAAAUCAGGGACACACAUGUAUAAUACUGACAGUCUUGUUUAUGAUGCUAGUAACCAUUGGCUAGCUGAUUUAGCCGAAGAAGAAUUAAGAAGAAAAUGCACACCAGUAUGCAGAGUAUUUCUAGUUUCUUAGACCUUUCUGGAGGAGCGGACAAAAUAAAUGUAAUAGUGCUCUUCGUUUCGCAUGUUAUCAUUGUCCUUAAGGUGCAUAGGAAAACCAACAAAGCAAGGAGAAGCGAAUCUGUCCUGGGACACUCCCAAACCUCUUGAAAAUAGAAGAACUUGCAAGAUUUAGAGUGAUUACUUUCCUCAAAGUUUAGGAAACUGUAGAGGUUUGUUUUAGAACAUGAGCAUGAAGAAAAGGAAAUGCGUCAUUUUUUUCCCCACUAGAUAUGUAGUGUUAUUUUUGUUUACAAAGAAAAUUAGAAACUAAAAACAGUAAUUAGAUAUUGGAAAGAAACAAAAAACCUAGCCUCUUCUGAGUAAAACUGCUGAAGAGAGAUGAACUGUAUUAUAAAAUAACUCUUGAUUGUAAGGCAUUUUCUUCUUUUCUCAUUUCAUUAAAAUGAGUUUGAAUGGGUUAGCAAAUAUUUUAAAGGGAAAACAUGCUUAUGAUGUGAGAAUGUUGAUUUUCUUGGGUUCGUUGGUGGCAAAGGAGGAAUACAGAAUGAAGGAAUAACUCUUUCUUUGUCCCACAAGUACAGGUAUCCAGUCAGGACUUAGCCUCUCACUUGUAAGUAAGAUGGAUUGGCUAUAAUUUUGUUUAAGGACAAUUUUUUUUUUCUCUUGGAGAAGAAACCCUAUGAAAGGGUGAAAGGUGUCUCCACUAACUUAAUAUCUCUAAAAGUAUCCAGCAAUAUUAUAUUAACAUAAGAAAAGAGUAUAUUUCUGAAGUGAGAUGUUCAUAGCCAAAUUGUAAAUCUUAUUCUUUUGUAAUACUGAGAUUAAUUUAUUUAUAUUUAUUUAUUUCAGUGAAUGCAUUGGUUUUACAUGUAUAGCAAGACAAGUUCAAGAAGAUCUGUAAAGAAAAAUUUAUUUUCCCUAAAUAGAAAUAAAUAAUUGAUCACA